AUGCAAGGAGGCAUCAGAAGAAAGAAGGACGUCCUGCCACGUUACAAGACGGGUCAUGGCAAAUACAGUCCCAGGAAAAACACUGGGUUCCUUACCACACCCAUGAAGAAAAUUAUAGCAUAUUGUAUGCUACUAGGUCUCUUAUAUUUGGUUUUGAACCUGGCAUUUGCUGAUUCUCGUCAAGCUACCACUUUGGAAUUGGAUGACGUUAAUUUGUCAGCCUUGCUGGAGGAUACUUCCAUCCCUGUGAAGGGUUCCGGUUCUGGUUCCGGUUCUGAAGCUGGUUCAGGGAAGAAGAAGAGUAUAUUGGACUCUAGUAAUAAUGAUCAUCCGGCAAAAGUACCAAAGGAAAAAUUUAAUAAUGAAGUCGCCAUGCAACAGGAGGUGAAAAAUUUGGAAAAUGAUUUGAAACCAAAAGUGGCUUCUCCAAAAGCUGAUCAAAAGAAUUUGGGUGCUGCUGCCGCCGGUGCUGGUGCACCUGCUGCUGCUGCUGGUUCAAAACAACAAGAUUCAAAUAAAAUUGAUAAUGAAAAGGCUCCCUCGGAACAUCCAGCAAAGGAAGUGUUGAAGGAGGAACAAGAAAAGAGUACUGAGAAAAACGCUAAAGUGAAACAAGAGACAAAGGAGGAAUUAGAAAACCAAAAGAAACUAAAAUUGGAAAAAUUACAAGAAGAUGUCGCUAAGGAGGAAAAAUUUGUAGAUUAA
Messenger RNA from Naumovozyma castellii, 705 nucleotides. RefSeq lists its product as uncharacterized. The coding region runs from base 1 to 705 and encodes 234 amino acids. The transcript has a single exon. The record is from RefSeq and is a predicted model, not a curated record. Lineage: Eukaryota; Fungi; Ascomycota; Saccharomycetes; Saccharomycetales; Saccharomycetaceae.